GAUUACCACGUCGCGUGGAUCUGUCCGUUACCUGACGUCGAGCUACCUUCCUCAAGAUUGAUGUUCGACGAAGUCCAUCCUACGCCGGAAUAUGACGCUCAUCAAGAUUCUAAUCAGUAUUACUGUGGCGUUGUUGCGGGCCACAAUGUCGUUAUGGCAACCCUACCUCUUGGAUACUCCGGCUACCACCAUGCUGGCCGUUUGAGCAGCGCUCUGCUCAACACAUUCUCCAACAUCAGAAUAGUCCUUAUCGUUGGGAUAGGUGGUGGUGUCCCAUUACCGAAGCCAUGCCAAAAUCCCCUGGAGGAUGUUCACCUUGGGGACGUCGUUGUAGGAUGGUCUCGAGAUGGAAAAGCUGCUUGUAUUCACUAUGGGUGGAAUAAGGAUAAAGGCGACGCGGGUAUUGAGACUCUCGGAACAAUGGAGAAAGGGGAUUGGGUUAUCGGACAAGGUCUCGCGAAACUGGUAUCCGACCAUGGAUUUGGCGAGACAAACUUCCAGGAUCACUUGAAGCUACUGCAAAACGACCCAAAGCUCGCUCAUCCAGGUCUUGAGCACGAUAGGUUGUUCCACCCUACUUACAAGCACCGGGGCGAUCAGGACUCUGGCUGCCAGACUUGUAUUCGUAACCCAUUUGCAUUAGUCCAAAGGCCCCCACGUACCAGCAAGCAUACGGAAAGAUUCAUUUUUCAUCAGGGGAAAAUAGCAAGUGGUAACUCUGUCAUAAAAGAUGGAGAGCGCAGAGACAAGAUUAGUAAUGUCUGUGGGGGCGUGCUUUGUGUCGAGAUGGAAGCAGUGGGCGUUGACGUUAGCAGCAAAUAUCUCGUUAUAAGAGGCAUCUCUGAUUAUUCAGAUUCACAUAAGAACGAUCUCUGGAAACUUUACGCUGCCGGCAACGCAGCAGUAUUCUCAAAAGAGUUGUUAAGCAAGAUCAAGCCG
Messenger RNA from Bipolaris zeicola 26-R-13, 939 nucleotides. RefSeq lists its product as uncharacterized. Gene Ontology annotation, biological process: nucleoside metabolic process. The transcript has a single exon. Gene Ontology annotation, molecular function: catalytic activity. The annotation marks the transcript as partial. The record is from RefSeq and is a predicted model, not a curated record. Lineage: Eukaryota; Fungi; Ascomycota; Dothideomycetes; Pleosporales; Pleosporaceae.